Molecule: messenger RNA, 1656 nt
Organism: Cooperia oncophora
Lineage: Eukaryota; Metazoa; Nematoda; Chromadorea; Rhabditida; Trichostrongylidae
Source: the annotation of a GenBank genome assembly
UUCUGCUACAAUGUGACUGGACUUGAACCCGGUAACCAGUACAAAGUGCAGGUCGCCACUCGAAUCGAAGGAGGAACUUAUGGACCAUGGUCAUCGUUGGUGAUAGCCAACACCUUACAGAUUCUCCCAGAUACCCCAAGGGCGAUCCAUCUGAUCGAGAAGACCGAUCAUUCACUCCAUAUCAAAUGGAUACCACCGAUUGAUCCCAAGGGUCAUAUCACCCAGUACAGGGUCUCCAUCGCCUCCCUUGACGAACCUAAUGAGGAGCGCAAGACGUACCUUGUGGACCAUCCAACUCUCACCUAUCUCUUCGACGGCCUGAAACCCGAAACGUCCUAUAAUAUCUCGAUUGCCGCCGGUUCCAAGAGAGGUUUUGGUCGAGAGAUCUGGACUCGCUACUCCACCGAUCCCUUCACAAUUCCGAUCGUCGUUGCCGCUCCAACGGUGGCCCCAGAUGGAGCUUCUGCUCUUGACGUUCAAUGGUCAGGUGUUGUGGAUACACAGAACAGAGUGAAAGGAUACAUUAUUGAGAUAAGAAACUCUGACACUCCGGUCUGGCAAGAAAUCGGUGGAAUCACUCAUCAUGAUGCAGUGAAGAGGUCGUAUUUGAAGAAACUGACCGGUCUCGACGCUGACACUCUUUACUUCGUUGUGGAUCACAAGCAACGAGUGGGUGGAGCUUCACCAGAAGCUCAAGGCCGUACUGGUUGUGCUCCGCCAACCUCUCCUCCAACAAAUGUCAACCUGGCGUCGCCAUCCAACGUUCAGGUACGGGUCAACUGGCAAGCUCCAGUGAAGGGUUCGUGGCUUUGCUCGAAUAUUCGUUAUAAACUCGAGUAUAUCAAUGGCACACAACCGCGUAUGCAGAUCGAUUUACCCAGCUCUUCAAUUGAACACAUCUUUGAUUCGCCGGCGAACACGAAAUGGCAAGUACGCAUUCGAACUGAGAACGAUGCUGGCGUCUCAGGUUGGAGCAAUGAGCUCGAACUGACCACUUCUGAAGGUGCUCCCGGACCAGUGAGGGAUAUGACUGGUAUCCCAGUGGGACCAACAUCGAUUGAAGCCACUUGGAGACCUCCUCUCGAUCCAAAUGGGGUCAUCACCGGUUACACUCUUGUCUAUAACCUCAAAUCGAUGGGAGAAUGUGGACCAAGAACUUCAACUCCCAUUCAGAAGCAUGUCCGAAGCGAAACUCAGGUCUUGGACGGGCUUCUUCCCGACUCCACUUAUGAGGUUCACGUGAUUGCGCAUACCUCCAUGGCCGGACCACAGUCGAAAGUGAUCACGGUCACUACUGAGGAGGCUGCUCCUACUGGCGCACCCAAUAACGUUCGUGUUGGUUCGAUAACAUCGAACAGAGCCGACGUCACCUGGUCACAGCCAGACUGCGAAUUGCGCAAUGGCAAGAUCACAGGCUAUGAGUAUGAACUAGAGAGUUUGGAUCCUUGGGGAGAGAACACCACUGCACAGCACUCAACUGAAAGACUUACGCUCAGUGAUCUUAUACCGUACAACGAAUACAGAAUUCGCGUUCGAGCACAGAAUGCCGUUGGAGAGGGUCCAUACUCAGAAUGGGUCCGCUUCAUAACACAUCCAGCUGCUCCACCAGCUCCUUCUGAUCUUCAAGAAGGAGGGCGUUUUCCCACAUGCGAUUGA